This is a messenger RNA of Durusdinium trenchii, 2852 nucleotides long. Lineage: Eukaryota; Dinophyceae; Suessiales; Symbiodiniaceae. The record is from the annotation of a GenBank genome assembly.
CGGCACCCCGACUUGUGACUCCUGGUGUGAGUCUUCUGAACCAUGGUCUAGUUGCGCAGAGAGUGGCAGGAAGCCGCCAUGGCCAUGGCUGCUUGUUUUGGAAGGUUUGGGGUCGUACCUUGGCGGAUGUCCCCCUCACCUGUGGAAUGGCCCAGUCCGGUCUUUGCACGCGGCAGGUGACACCCAUUUGGGACACCCUGCAGGUGAGACUGAGUGUUGUUCGACGGACACCGAGGCAGGAGCUCUUCCGUAUGGUGCGCCCGCAAGAGCCGCAGCUCCUGUGUCUACGGGGUGGUCCAGAGUGAAACCCUUGGCGGCCAAGCACCCACAAGAACGGCCAAAGAAAGGGGUUGCCUGGAUUGCUUCGGCCAAGCAUGUGGAUGAUUUUUGGGAUGCUGAUGGGAGGACACCGGGAUGGGUGGCGCGUGAUGCCCCGCAGUGGGUGGGCUGGCCUCGUUUCAAAGGCCGAAUAUAGUCCAAGUGUUGUGUUGUCUGGUUUUUCUCUAUCCCCCACUGACCGGCCCGCUAAUCAAAAGUCGAAGGAAAAAGUCUCUAUCCUGCUAGGGAAGGAUGUUGCACAUCUCCCGUGGUCGCCCCGCUUUGGCCCCUUCUCGGCUCUUCGUCCAAAAGGGGGGGGCGGACCGCGCGCGGGCGUCGCGUGCGGGCGCGUCGCGCCCGGCUCCGUUAGCAAUGAAGAUGGUGCGUGGGCUGCUGAUUGCCUGCUUUGUGGCACAGGCGCGUGGCCUCGUCGCACGGGAGCAUGAGACCCCUCAGGCCCUUCAGGUGCCUGCUCCAUCACCAGAGGCUGCCACAAAGGUGGCGCCCACCUAUGCACCAGCUCCAGUGAAGAUGCCGUUGAUCACCAGGAUCUUGGAGCCGCUGCUGGGAAAGCAGGUGGCCGGCAUGGAUCAACACGGGUGCCUUCAUCUACGCAAUCAUGAUGCAGGACUCGCCCGUGCGGGGCCUGUGGCUCUGCACCGUCUGGGCUUCGGCCGCGUCGGUGGACCCGGCCGUGACCGCCAUGGAAGGCGGCGUGGGGAUGAUCGCCACUUUCGGCGGCCUGGUGCUGCUGGCCGUGCUGCUGACGACCAUCUCGGACUUCUUUGCGGAGCAGCAGCGGAAGUCCAACGAGGGCCGCGAUCCCAUCGUGGAGGGUGGACAUUUGGUGCUGCUCGGGCUGUCCUCGCAGACCAAGCAGUUCCUGGAGGAGCUGGCGAUCUGCGAGGCGAGCAGCGCGCCGACCACGGUGGCGAUUUUGCACACGUUGCCCAAGUCCGAGAUCGAGCAAGAGAUCAAGAGGCAGAACACCAACACGGGCGAUUUGAAGAUCGUGUGCCGCAGUGGUCUGCCGUCCUCUGCGUCGGACCUUUGGAAAGUGGGCGCCGAUGUCUGUAGCAGGAUCGUGAUCCUGGACGAGCCGGCGCUGCCGCGGGACGAGGCGGAUGCCAUCACCUUCGGGACCUUGUUGACCCUCCGAGGCCAGGGAGCUUGUGGCUGGCCACAUGGUGGGCAUAUCGCAGUACAGUGCUGCCUGGGAAAGAACGUCACGUUCAUGAACGACCUUUAUCCAGGCAAGACCUUUGUCCUGAGUGGCGAACGCCUCGGACGGCUCAUGGUGCAAAGUGCUCAAGACCAGGGGCUCUGCCCCAUCUUCAACGCGAUCAUCGGCUUCGAGGGCGACGAGUUCUACUCGGCCAGCGCGGAGAGCUUGAAUUUAGCGGGCAAGCUCUUCCAGGAGGCGCCCUUCUGGUGUGAGCAGACGGUGCCCAUCGGCAUCCGCGACAGUGGUGGGGCCUACCACAUCAACCCGGAGAAGUCCUAUGAGAUCAAAGAGGACGAUGAGGUGAUUCUCCUGGCCGAGGACGACGACGCCCUGCAGCCGUUGUCGAAGCCGCUGAUGGACUUCGAAGCGUGGAAGAUGAAGUUUGGCUCCGCCACCUUCGAGGAGUCCGACCCCAACGACAACGAAGUGGUGCAGGUGCUGAUUUGCAACUUCACCGAACGAGGAUAUGGUUGUGCCAUCCUCUUGGCGUUGGAUGAGAUGUGUGGAGCUGGAUCUGAGUGUGACAUCUACUGCUCGCUGUCAGAAGAUGAGGUGAUCUCAAUCAUCAAGAACGCGGAGGAGGAAGCCGAUAGGACCUUGAAGAACAUCAAGGUGCGGAAGAUCUUCACAGUUCCGCAGCAUCAGAUGACCUCGCGACACAAGAUCAACGUGAUGCCGCUGCAGGACUAUGACUUCAACUUCGUCCUGGCCGAUGCGGCUUUGGGCUUUCAAAAGGCCGAUGAGCAGACCGUGGCGAUGAUCAUUCAGAUGAAGAGCUUGAUCCAGGAGAGCUUCCCUGAGCACAAGUUCGAGCCUUUGGUGGAGGUCUGCACCCCGAACGCCACUCUGCAACUGGAACUCUGUGGCAUCCAGAACACCAUCAAUACGAUCUCGAUGAUGUCCAAAGCUAUGGCCUUGGUGGCGAUCGACACACUGGCGCAUGGUGUGCUUUCGGACUUGCUCUCGGCCACAGGGAACAACAUGGACAUCAUGUACUUGAAGGACUACUUGGGAACUCAGCCGCUCCCGCAGCAGAUCACCUUCGUGGAGAUCGCGGCCAUUGUGAACCGCGCGGCGCAGCAGGUGGUGAUCGGCUGGUCGGAGAGCAAUGAGCAGGGGGAGAAGGUCUGGGUGGUGAACCCGAAGAACAAGCUGCUCCCGAGACCUUGGAGCGCGGAGGACAAGAUCGUGGUCAUCAAGGACGUGUGAGCAGCUGGAACGGCCACUGCUCCAUCCAAGCGCUCCUUUUCCGUCAUCCGAAAAAAGCGGCCGGACGCGUGCCGAAGAUCCUCCGGCUGUUCGCCUCGUC